GUGAAUUUUUUAUUAGUUUAUUUCACAUUUUAGGGUAGUAUAUAUCUAUUCUCGGAACAAUGCUUGCAACAAAAGCCUCCACUAAAGAAAAUGUUGAUCCUUCUGGUAAAAAUAAAAAUGCUAUCUAUUUGCCAUUAGUGAAAGAAGAUCUAACAAUGUAUCACUGGAAUAAACAUACCCGCAUGAAAUGGACCGUGACAUACUUCUUGGGGAUUUUUUUGGUAUAUAGUGUUCGUUCUUCAAUGUCUAUAUGUGCUACAGCUAUUAGCAAAGAUUUAGGUUGGACAAAGAAAAUAUCUGGCAUGGCACUAUCUGCCUUUUUUUGUGGUUAUAUCACAACUAAUGUAUUAGGCGGUUAUUUAGCAGAUCGACAUGGUGGCGAGGUGGUGAUAUUUUACACCAGUAUUAUAUGGGCGUCAUUAACCUUGAUCUUACCUAUGCUUGUACAAUCAGAAUCAAUGCUGUAUUCUGGUACAGCUGCUAUUUUGGUUGUACGAUUUUUUACUGGCGUGGCGCAAGGUGUGUUUUUUCCAUCAAUUACCGCCAUAUUGGCUAAGCAUGUUGCUGUAUCGGAAAGAGGUUUUGUGUACGGGUUUGCUUACUCUGGAUCAUCAGUAGGAGUAAUCGUAACUGGAUUUGUUGGGUCAAUAAUUAUUGAUCACGUAGGAUGGCCUGGGGUUUUUAUUACCGUAGGGGUAUUUGCAUUAUUGUGGGUGGUUUGGAUGAAAUACCUAAGCACUCUGACAUCAUCAACAAAGCAAAGAAUACCAGAUAAAGUUUUUGUAAAGCCAACUAAGGAACCGGUACCUUGGUUGAAACUUGCAUCAUGUCCGCCUGUCUGGGCAUUGUUUGUGGCAUAUUUUUGUUGUAGUUAUUGUUUUUAUAACCUGCUUUCAUGGACGCCCGUAUAUUUCCAUGAUGCUUUCCCUGAGAGUAAAGGAUGGGUUUUUAAUGUUAUCCCAUGGCUUGCUAACUUUAUUUUAACAAACAUUUCGGGUUAUGUAGCUAACGUUCUUAUAUCCGGAGGAAUGUCGAUCACUUUUGUUCGAAAAUUAUACGCAUCAAUAUUAUUCAUUGGAAUUAUUGUGUUUUCUUUAAUGUUAACUGUUGUUGAAACAUUCAAACAAGCCUUGUUUGUCAUGAGUUUAAAUAUUGGUGUUAAUGCAUUCUCAACAUGUUCCGUUGGAUUAAAUUCGCAAGAUUUAGCACCAAAGCAUGCUGGGGCGCUUCAUGGUAUAAUGAACUGUUGCGGUGCAUUUGCAGGUUUCGUUGGAGUUUAUAUUACCGGAUAUAUCCUUGAAGUAACAAAUAUGUGGUCUUCGGUGUAUAUAUUAACGUCAAUAGUUUCUUGUAUAGGAUUAAUUGUUUAUUCGUGCUUUGGCUCUGGUGAGAGGAUCGUUUAAGGUAUUUAAAGCUUUACGCAAAACAGGAUUGUGAGAAAUUAUGGGUAAUAAAUUCAUGAAAUUUUUGCGCACGUCUUAUUUUUGCUCAGAGUCGCUCAACAAUUGGUUGUUCGAAUAUCUUAUCUUUUGCGCAUUUAAAGUUGAUGUGCGUAGAAUAUUUUUUUCAGAAGAUGCGUGAAAAUUAGAUUGUCGUAACAAUCGUAACAAGGAAUAGCAUCGAUAAUCUAUUAUUGGUGCCAAUUAACCAUAAAACAUUUUCUUUAACUGUAAUGAAGUUGAGGUUUUAUAAUCUUUUUAUUUUCAGUAAUGUAUACUAUACUAUAUCGAUGUGUCGAUAAAGAUCUUAAGUUAACCAUGUGCCCGAGAAUUGUGAACGAAACAUGACUAAACCUAGACAUGUUAAAAUUAAAUGCGUGAAAAAUUUAGACUCGAUCGAAAAUUUCAUGAAAUAAGGUAAGAGUAACGGGAAGUUUAUUGUCCCCUUCGACUGUAACGAUGUUACAUUACCGCCAGAGAUCCGUAUAGCAUUGCUCUAUCUUGCCCGCCUGCCACACAAGCCGGUUAGCGGGCAGCAGAUGGCAUCAAAUGGGAUGACAACACUACAUUUAAAAUGCUUUGAAUUUUAUAAAAACUGCAACAUGACUAUUUUAUUUUUCCUGGCUAAAAAUGACAUGCUUUUUCACGAAAGAUUUUGUGUUAAAUGUCAAAGUUAUUAAAUAUGUAUUUUUAAAGAGACCAAUAUAUUAUCUAUUUUAAAAUUAUUUAUUUAAAAUUUUCUGAAAGUUAUGUUUUUUUUUUGUUUUUAUUUUGCAGUAGAUUAGUUUUUAAUCUGUGAACGAAAGUUGGUGUGAAUUUAAUUUACUGUUUUUCCUUUUUUUCAUGUUACACAGAUUUAAUUUCGCGACUAAAGGGUUUCGAUAGAAAAUUAUUAGAUUAUUAGAUAGAUUAUUAUCCUUUUUAAAAAUCGUGUAAAAACAUUGCAAAAACAAGUUACGGUAAUUUUAUAUUGAUAGGGACCGUCAAUGAUUAGAAAUGUGUGCAUUUAACGUGGAUUUAAUUUAAAAAAAGGCGCGAAGCCUUCAACUUUUAUUCGUGCGAUAUCUUCAAAUAUAUUGACAUCUCAAUAUAUUUUAUUGAGGUAUUGACGAUAUAAUUCUUAGUUUUUAUUUACAUCUAUAUAUUUAUAUAUUCUAAUGAAUGUAAAAUCAAAAUUUUAUGAAAUAUGAGACCACAGGUUUUUAAAUGUG
Messenger RNA from Hydractinia symbiolongicarpus, 2650 nucleotides. RefSeq names its product solute carrier family 17 member 9-like. Lineage: Eukaryota; Metazoa; Cnidaria; Hydrozoa; Anthoathecata; Hydractiniidae. Bases 60 to 1403 code for a protein of 447 amino acids. The record is from RefSeq and is a predicted model, not a curated record. Gene Ontology annotation, molecular function: transmembrane transporter activity. Gene Ontology annotation, biological process: transmembrane transport. The transcript has a single exon.